Molecule: messenger RNA, 43238 nt
Organism: Xyrichtys novacula (pearly razorfish)
Lineage: Eukaryota; Metazoa; Chordata; Actinopteri; Labriformes; Labridae
Source: the annotation of a GenBank genome assembly
ACACUCACACUGCUUUUGACUAGAGAGGAGCACACAGAGCGGUCAUCCAGUUGUCAGUGAGUGAGUCAGUCAGUCACUGAGGCAAUAGACUAAAGAGCAGCCGAGUGAAAAACAAGGCUGCAAGGAGGAGAAAAAAAACUCCUUUUUACUCUUUUUUUUUUUUUUUUACAGAUCUCUCUCUGUAGGAAGAGGGGGCUUUAAGAGUUAGGAAGUUUGAGAACAGGAGAAAGUAGGGGAAAGGACAGAGGACAGCAGAGAAGACCAGCUCUUCUUUUUCUUCUUCUUCUUCUUCUUCUCUUGUCUUAGAUAACCAUGCUUCUCCUGGACGAAUCAGAGUCUUUUGCAGGUAGGUGACAUCUUCACAGUUGUCCACUAGCAAAAUGGACUGAGGUGAAUCCCUUAUAUCAAGAAAAGGGUGAGCAAGCUUUCGUACAAAAAGUAAAGAUGUGGAGAUUUUAAAAGUGACAAAACUACAAGAAAAGGUUAAAGAUGCACUGAAAAUAGUCUACGGGUGAUGUUUAGAGGGGUAGCUACUCUGCAGAGGCUCUCGGGAUAAAAGCCUAGUUUGUCCGCAUCAUCCCGACUUAUAAAAGCGUUCAUUGGUCGUUGAAGAGGAGAUCAGGAGGUGAAAAUUGGCUCAUGAAGACCAGAAGGAAGGAAAACGUUGUUAGAAUUGUCUGAAACUAUGUGUCAGGGGUUGAUGAAUGCAUACUUAGUUACUUAAGGUUGUUGUGUAACACGGGUCCGUAACAACCGCAGCCUGCACGGUCUUUACUCUCCUCGUUUCUUUUUUUUUUUGUUCACAGCGAACUCUUCCUCGUUUCUUUAACUACAGGAAAUCGAAAUCGAAAUUCCCUGACCCAUAUAUAUAUAUAUAUAUGAGGUUUUCAACCUUUUCUCGCCUCUCUGCCGGUUUUCUCACUGCGCGUGCCCGGCUGCCUCCCUCGUGUUGUUGUCUCACGAGCCGCGCUUCUAUUGGCUGUUUCUAGGGUUACCUAAACCAAUGCCGAUGCGUGAUUGGAGAAUGCGGGCAGGCUCUGGCCAUGCUGGAUGUGUGAGCAUGUGGAGACAGAAAAACAUAUGGUUCAUCAGACCAGUGGGUUAGCGGGCUAAGCGCGUGAGGCGAAGAGGCAGGCGGGGACAGAGCGCCACGGCAGUCCGUACUUUGUCUGGAUGAGCGACCCAAAAAUCCGUGAGGACGCUUUUUUUCAUUCAUUUAAUGCCUUUACACGUUUGUUAGAAGCAAUUUUAGUGCCACCGUAAGAGAGUUAGCAGCAAGACUUAAUUAACACAUGCUAUCUGAACUUCCUUGACACGUCUCUGUCCGUGUGGUAACAUUUACUGUGAGGAAUAUAGUGAAAGAUACUUAUCUAAUACCUUAUUUUACUGACUCAGAAAAACUCGUUCUGUGUAACAUGCCGACAUUAAUUGGCAGAUUGUGUCUUAUUUUAAAGGGCUGCUGGUAGGACAGUGGUGUUUGUUGUGUAUCUAUAGUGCGGGCCUAGUAAAAUAGUGUUUGAAUAGGCAUCUUUUGGGCUUAAUACCUUACUUUUUAGCUAGCAGUCUAAUCAGGACAUCUGGAGACUCAUCCUUACAACUUCAGGUCAUCAAAGGUAAUGUGCAAUUUAGCUUGAACUCAAUGUCCUAACUCAAAAUAGCUCACUUUUUACCUUCAGAGGGUAAAAACCCGCCAUUAGAUAUAUGAAUAUAGCCAAAGUUAGACUUAACAUGCUCAAUGUUUGCCUUUCUAGAAUGUAUAGAAUGCGUUUUCUGUUUCUUUACCUUAAAUGACCUGCAGUGCACUCCAAGUAUAGGUCUGAACACUCCCAGAUGUAAGCCAUAAAUCAACAAUAACAGUUUAUGUUUGAGUUUAUGUUUCAGAUCCAAUCUGCACUGCUACAUUUAGUAAUAUUCUGUAUUGCGUUAUACUUUCAUGGAGGAAGUUAUUGUCCUCUUCAGUCUGCUUAAGUGUUUAAAUUCAUUCAGCUUUGUAUAAGAAAUAUAACAGGAAAAAUGAUUACUUGCAGACCUCCAAGAAAAACAAGUCAAAUCAGGUCAACUUUUUAUUGUUCAGCAACUCUGAACCGAUCAGUCGAGGAUUCAAAGGGUUUUUUUUUUCAGUGUAAAAACAUGUCCUCAUUUGAUCUGGUUUUGCUCGGGGUGCACAAUGUUCCGCUGCCUCUGCCUCUCACUGUGUGUACUUUUAUUCAGGGAAGCAUUCACAGGGAUCCUCUAUGAACACUUAACUAAUGUCUACAUGCUUGUGAUUCUUAGGAUUGUUCUCUGUGUUUGGCUUGCUGUAAAAAGAGACACUAGACGCCUUGUCAUUGCUGCAAACAUGGCAUGUAGAUAGUUAAAGGGCUAGAAGAACACACUGUUCUCCCUCCCUUCUAUUGUGCCGGUUGUGUGUGUGUGUGUGUGUGUGUGUGUGUGUGUGCUUUUAUUUCACACAUCUUCCCGUGAGUACAGUCUGUCCAACGAGUGAUGAAGUAGUUAUUGUGAGCAGAAAAAAAGUGAGUCAGUGUUACAGCAGCAGCAGCAGCACUCCUUUGAUUCAAUGAAACAGGAAGGACUUAAUUGCACUGAUCCUUGUAUUUGUAGGGCACACUGUACAUACUACAUGAUUGUUAUCAGUCCUGGCACACCUGUCAGGAACAACCUGUCCAACUCUGACCCAGCACAAAGGUCUUUCUUCAGAGCAAGGGCCACAUGUAUGUAGCAGUAGAUGGAGGAUGCAGGCUUCACUGGUUCAGCCAUUUUCCACUUUCAAUGUGCACUCUGAUUCCCCCAAUCUGAAGCCACUGUCUUUGUUUCCCUUUGAUGUGAAUUUCCUUUUUUGGAUAUUAUUGAGUACUGAAGUAUGAAAUCCUUGAUUUAGCUGACUAAAAAAGACACAAAAAAACAUUCAGGGCAUUCCUGCUCUGGAUCCAUAUGUUCAUAGGGCAGAGCUUUUGUGCUACAUAGAGUUACGUAUGUUGCAUUGCUCUUGUGACCAGAGAGUCACCAUCAUGAGAGCAGUGUCCAGUCUAGAACCACGCACAUUAUUUCACAUUACAACCAAACCCAAUUAAAACCAGUACCUUUAUCACCAAGUCUGUGGAGCCUUUGUUUGAGUAAAACCUGAUUAGAAACUCACUCAGUUCUUUGUGAUCCCGUGAGUGGUUUAAUAUUUGAAAUUAAAGCUUUAAUAUGUAACUCACCACAUGCUGUUUCACUUCAUGUGACUUCCUGGCAUAGUGCUAGGGUUACAUUGUAUCUUUCUGAUGAUGACACACGGCUGAAUAAUACUCAGUUAUACUGCAUGCUAAUGAUUAAAUGAUCAAGAAUUGAAUUUCCUUUUGGAGAUCAAUAAAGUUUGUGUAUUGUAUUAAAUGCUUAAAUCAUUGUGUUAAGUUAUCCUAAGUUAAGGCGGGAUAGAGUGAUACUUUGCAGAGAAGCUGACAUGCAUGCCAGUUGUUUAGUGGACCUGAAUGUUGAGCAGUUUAUCUUACGAUAAACUUUAGUUCAAGCCAAAAAAGAAAAAGUGGUGCCAAGGUUUUCCAGAUGAAUAACCCUGCACUUUCAUAUAUGAAGUUUAAUGGAGCAUGCUGUGCCUUAAGGCUGGUGACAGUCAUUUACUCAACUGAGUAUAAAUGCACACGUUGGUUAGAUAUUAUCAACUGCAACACUACCCAUUUAAAAGAUACACCACACCCAUGCACAGUUAGUCUUUUGCAGCUUUUAGACUCUUGCAAAACAGUCAUGUAUUCAGUUGUUCCUUUUCUGGCUGUGCUACGAUGUCUUUGCCAUUUAAAAGGUACACAUGUGUUUCGCUUGCGCCAGAAGAGCUUUAUUUGAUUGUGACUCAGAACUUCAACUCAGGAACAUGCAAAAAACUUGUGCUCUAGUUUUGGUUCUGAUACAAUUUUUGACAUUCCUGCUCACUAAGUCUAAGGUGGAAAUUUUAGACCUUUUGUUUUUCCUUCAAGAAUGAUUAAAACUGACUUUGUAGUUGAUAGUUUUUUCUAGGCUAAUCAAUCCCAUCUCUGUUGAGAUAACUGAGGUGACGGUGAGUUCUUAAUUUUUCCUCCUGUAGUAAAAGUAAAUCUCAUUGGGUGCAAAAGUAUCCCUGCAAAACACAAAGUCCAACCAGCUUCAAGUCCCACCCUGAUAGUUUUUUUUUUCUACUUAAAGUGUUCUCAGCGGUCUUUAAGUUGUGAUUAUGAAGCUUUUAGCUAAAAUCACGUUACCUGUGUCAUUUCCAAAGAUUUUCUUCUGCAGAGCUCCAGUAGCUCAUUAGCAAUUCGCCUCUGAGUCAUGGGCGGAGACAGCGCUGCUCUGCACACUCCUCUUCACAAAUACUCAGAAAUGCAAUUUCUGAGUAUUUUUCUCAUAUGUCCUGUAACAUCAGACAAAUGUCAUUAAACAUGUUGACAACAAGAAAAACAUGUUUUUUAUUGCAGUGGGUCUUAAAGACAAGAGUUAUUCAUCAUUUUAGUUGAAUCAAUUUAUGGUUUUAACUCUUUGUGGCAUUUUCUCAGAUUAAAACCACAGUUUGUGCAACAGCCAAAUGAUUCUACCCGAAACAAAUGCAGUUUAGUGCUUCUCUGAUUCAGAUUUGGUUGUGUGGUUGUGUGUAGGUGAGUUUUCAGCAUCCAGAUGUGUGUGUGUGUGUGUGUGUGUGUGUGUGUGUGUGUGUGUGUGUGUGUGUGUGUGUGUGUGUGUGUGUGUGUGUGUGUGUGUGCACUCUCCUUUCUCUCCUCCUCCCUCCUCUUCCUCCCUCUGCAGCAGUGACACACUGGCCUACAAACAGAGUGUUCCACCUCGCCUCACCCCUCUGCUGCUUUCUCUCUUUCUCUCUCAGUUUUUCUCAUACAUGCAUGGUCUCUAGCCCUUCUUUCUCUUUCUCUCUGUUGUUUUUUUUGUAUUGCCAUCUUCUCCUCUUGCUGCUUCACCAUGGCUCUGAGGGAGGGUUUCAUAACUCACCUGCCUCACUCUAAUAAAGCCGCCUUAAUAACUCAUUCAGGCCAGUCAGUUAUAUAAGAGAGGUGUGUGUGUGUGUGUUCAUGUCAGUUUGUGUGUGUAUGUGUGUAUGCUGCAUUAAUCUUUGUGAUUUUGUCUUCUCAAGGCGGGUUAUGUAACCAAGUUAAAUCUUGGUUUGUCUUGGAAAGGAAACAACUGUUUCUCCACAAGUAUUUCUUCUUCGGUUAUGGCUUUUCUUUUUUCUCUCCAGCUUGUGGUUUGGGUCUCUGUGUCGGAUCCUUGUGAUGUUUCUCCUCAGUUCACCUUAGCAGACAUUGUGCCAAGAAGAAACGUAAAGGUGUGGAAGUGAAAUUCAGUAAAUUCAACUUGAGUCUAGUUUUCCCACAGGUGUGUCUUCUUUUUACUUCUGCCAAGGGCUUUCCAUGUAUUUUACGUUUCACAUGGCCUUAUUUUGUUUAUGAUUGGAAGCAAGCUUUUAAAAUGGUAGGUUUAUGUCAGCUAAGGAGUAAGUCCAGCCUGUGUGGUUCUUAACUGCAGCUUGAAGAAACACUGGAAAAGUUAAGCAGACAUGUUUUAUUAGUCCAGUCCAGUUUCACUGCUUGUUAGCGGGCUAUUUAAAAAACAUUACUUACGAUCUGUAUCAGGGCUGCACGAUUAAUUGAUUUUAAAUCGUAAUCAGAUUAUUUGAUUAUAACUAUUUAAAAAAAUUGAAAUCAUCAAAUUAAUUUUCCUCUCUAUCAUGUCUUGUGCCUUCGGGCCAACAUAGGCUCCCCCUUCCUGCGAGAGUGCUCCCCAGUUACCACACACACCAGUGUAAACAAACAUGGCGUUUGCAAAAGAAGGCGAUAAUUUUGUGGCUAAAUAGGGCAAGAACAAGUCAGUCGUGUGGAAUUGGUAUGACUUCACAGUUUCAGAUGAAGAGCAAACCACUCCCCGCUGUAAAGUCUGUCUGAAGGCUGUAUCAACCAGUCCACAUGGAAAUAAAUUCAGGAAUAAACGCAAAAGUUUUUGUUGUAUUGGCAUUUCAUCCACACGGAAACAGUGUUUUUGGUGACUGUAAAUGGUAAAAACGGGUCAGAGAGUGUAUAAAUCUGUGUAUAAAGACUAAUAUUUCAUCUCUGUUUGGAUGCCUAUCCAUAUCUCUUGAAACGACCGUGUGACACACAGCAACACAUAGCAACUAUUUAUGGCGCCUGUGCAUGUCCGGCCAAACAACCUUUAUACGCAUGAUCUGUACUCUUCUUCUGCCUUUUGUGCAUUUCCUUGGCAGUGAUACAUCUCACUGUCUGGCUUGGCAUAUGAACUACAAAACUUUCUAUUUUUAAAGUGUCACUGAAUGAAAAAAAUUGAAAUUGAAAAUCAAGUUUUCAGAGAAAAUGGCCAAAAUGGUGCAGCCCUGAUCUGUGCCUUUGUAUCCUCAUUUAGGUCCUAACUGUUGAAGUUGUGUUAUCUCCAGCUAUCUUAUAGGACAUUCACAGCCCAAUAAAGCUUAUAUGUACUUCUGCACCCAGUCUAGGCCAUAGGAAAACUGCAAGUUCACGAUAAAGAAGCCUACACACAUAGCCUAGUAUGCACCUCCUCAAAAAUGUCCCAAUAAUUGCUCUAUGAUAAACUGCUGCUGAUCAUGUGUCAGCUCCAACUUUAUAAUGUCAUACAGUUCAGAGGCCACGAUAAGACCUCUCAGAGGCCUGAGUAUCACAGAGCCACACAGAAACUUAGUGCACAAGCAUGUAGUGCUCUUAACAGCCACAGUGUAGCUACAAUAUAGAGUCAACACAGAAGUAUACACUAAACCACAGUCCCCAGCUGGUGUACAGAAACUGUGGAGAGACCAGAGGAACUUCUAUUUUAGGUGAAAUGCUCUCAGUGAAAUGUUUGUCCUUGUUUCUCAGUGGCUUUCUUUUCUCUGACUGAUCCUUUGAACACACAGCUUCUUUUCAUACUCAGCAUCAUAACAAUGUUGUCUGCACAUGAACUGUUAAUUUAUGUCGUGCUCUGAAGCUGAUUCAGGUUAUCCAAACUGCUGCUGAAAUCAUUACUCAACCAAGGGUUUGGACGCUUUUCAGAAAGUUGAUGAUAGAGUGAAAAGGUCAAACACAUGCAGAAUUUUUUUUUUUUUUUAGCUUUUUCAGAGUGAGAAUUGGCUGGUUUGGUCACUGUUAUGUAAUUUGAAACAGCAUCGUCACGGGCUGGGACUGGUUGUCAGUGAAAACAAGCAGUGUAACGUUGUCUUUGAGUCUUUGUUCUUAAUCAGCUGAAAUCAUUCAGGAUGGUUUUCCUGUAGCUGCCCUUCAUCAAAAAGAUGAAAAGGAAAAAGACCUCAGUAAGCUUUACUGAACAGCAGGAGUGAGGUGGAAAAUCCUGACAUCAACAGCACACACACACACUGUCACCCACACAUGUUGUUACUUUCACAGGCACACAGACUCAUCACUGUAUAUGAACCUCUGCAUGUCUGUGAGGAUCUGAGUCUGGAAGUCCUGAAGUUCUGUAAAUGUCACUGUGUUCGUCUGGGUCUGCCAGCUCCUGUGAGUCUGUGACAUGGUACAUCUUUUUGUGGGAGUGUGAGCGUGCGUGCGUGCGUGCGUGUGUGGGUGAGUGUGUUAGUAUGUGCGUACAGGACGUGAGGUUCUUGUGAACAUGCUGGUUGUGUAACAGCCAGAGGCAGGCGUUACAUAAGCGUCCCCCCUUGUCUGACCAGCCUCAGCGUCGGUGGCCUGUCUGUCUGUUAGAGAGCAACUCUGUCUGAGUACAGCUGAGUGUGUGUGUGUGUGUGUGUGUGUGUGUGUGUGUGUGUGUGUGUGUGUGUGUGUGUGUGUGUGUGUGUGUGUGUGUGUGUGUGUCUAAAGCAGGUCAUCUCAUUGUCUGCAGCAGACUCUUCUGGCACAUCUGAGUGUGUCCCAAAAAAGAAAAUGUGAAGUUUUCUUGUGUCUCUUAUUGGCCUGGGCUGUUAGCACAACCUACUGACCUCAUUAACACCUCCACCUUAAGCCAUGAAGGGUCCUCGCUCUCUCUUCAUUAACAGUCUGACCUCUUUUGACGUCUUAACUCCAACAACUCAAGUGAAUGGAAAGAGGCUGGUUGCUGACUGUCAGAUAAAAUCAGGAUUGACGUUUCGUGGUUCAGUGUUUUUUAUUACAGUUUGCAAAGAUGCUUUUGCGUCAUUACCUCAUUUUUUCUCUUGGAUUUUUGAAAGAAGCAGCUGACUGUGUUGAAUUGGAAGUAUCAUGUUAAAUCGUGCACUACUGCUAUUCAGCUUUAUUUAAACUUUAUUACUACUACUUUUAUGUGGGCACUCACUCAUUUUUUAAAUUUGAUUUUCUGAUCUUUUUUUUUGAAUAAGUGGACUUACUGUCUUGAGUUUCACAAAGUUUAAUAGCAAAAAAGUUUUUUAAAGUACUUUUUUAUACAUAUUUUCACUUAUUAAUUUAGUAGAUUAGUGACAUGUCCCAUCAAUGUCAGUUUCUCCAUCAUACAAUAACUUUCACUCUUUUUGAAAGUAACCUGAAUUUUUUUUUAAGACCAAAGAAAAAAAAAACAUGAACAGCGACCCUUCUUGGCCAAAGAGCAUGCACUGUUAUAAAGAAGGUCUGAAACUGCCAGUAAGCACUGAAUCGUCAGACAGAUGAAAUUACACCUCGUAAUGAUGGCUGUAUACUGGAUGUCUCAAGGUCUCUCUGCCCUCUGAGACGCUAUUCUCUGUUUUAUAACUGAACAUCCAGAGAAGAAGAUUAUGUAAGAAAUGGGACACACUGGCCGAUGAGCGUGCUCAAACAUGCACCUGGGAGAAAAAAAAGGUGGAGGAAAAACAGGUAAAAGUGGGACGUAUUAGACCUGAGGAAAAUAAGAGAGAAAACCAUUAUGUGAAAGGAAAGGACUAGUAAAAGUUUGAAGAGGUGGUUUAAAAAAGCACUUCUAGAUAGUUGUGGAGGAAGAGGAAGAGGAGGAGGAGGUCUCAGCGGGUAGAAGCAAAGAUAGAUUAGGAAGGAAAGUGAGCAGUGGAAGAGUGGUAACAAGUGGAAGGUGGUAAGAAGAGGAGGAAGAAGGAUGAGAAACAGGAAGGACAAAAAUAUGGACUGAAACAGGUCCAAAAACAGCAGAAGAAAGAGGAAGGAGUCAGAUGUUUCCUUUUUAAAGGUGUAAUCAAUAAAUUUAGACUUUCAAGCCAAACUGAGGCUUUUUUUUUUUACUUCUGACACUGAAAAAUGCUCCUUAUAUAAAACCUUACAAAAGCUUUUCUUCAAAGUGUUUAUUAGGGAUGCAGGAUAUUGAAAUUCCUCAGAGAUUAGAUAUGCUGACUUCAUCAAGCUACCAGCACAAGCAAACCUUUUGUAAUUAAAAAAAAAAAAAAGUACACUUCUCCUGGACUAGAAUAUACCCUCAUUCUGAUAGACCGUGUUCUAUCUAAAGAUAAGCGCUUUACCAUACAGCUGUUGUUGAGAUACAUGAUCUUGUGAUAAAGACAUGUUGUUUAGAUUCCCUGUGCUUUGCAAAUAUGCAAAUGGUUGUUUUUUUUCUGUCUGUUACAGCACUUCAGAGUACUUUGACACAGCUGACAUCUUGAAGUUGUUUGCUGUCAUUGCUUCAAUAAUUAAUCUGUCAUCUCAUCAGCUGAACAUUUUGUCAUGAACUUUCAGUCAGUCAACACAGAUAGUUUUUUUCAACUUUCAUCUGCCAGUAUCACUAUAAUGCCUAUAAUAUUAAGCAUCCUUCAUAUUUUUGUACAAGUGAGUUUCUGCUGGAGGUGGAGGCCACAAAAGCGAACUUUAUCAGAGCCUUUUAUAAUAGAUAAACAUUUGAGGUUUGUUUAUUGCUUUCAGUUUUGGUAGAAACGGUGUUUUCAUACUGAUUACCGUCAGAGUUUUAUCAUUUAUUUAAGCAGAGUUACGCCCUGUUUUCUUUUUUAUUGAAACUACAAAACUGGAGUCACAAAUCUAUAUUAAACAUGACUACACUGUGAGUUUCCUUUCCAAAAUCGUUAUAUCCGGAGCUGCGUGACUUGCUGAGGUCAGAAAUCUGUUGUUACUAAACCCUUUUCUCAGCAUAUUUGUCAGCUGUUUCGCAUAUUCCCGAUGUUAUAUCAAGUGUGCCCAUGCUUAUGAAAUAACAGAGGUGGAACAGUCAUUUAGAAAUGAUUACCUAAUCAGGAACUCUGAUUUUAAACCUGACAGUGUUCCCGCAGACUCUUGGUUUCCUACAAAAGCUGCCCCAUCACUGGCCUUUCAAGACAGAAGUUACGCAAUUCUUUUUAUGUUUCGAAAAACAUGUUGAAUAACGACUAGAGAAUAGAAACCUUUCUGGGUCUGAGUGGAGAGGACACAAAAUUGAUCCUUUUUUUCUCUCUGUAAAGUCCAGCUUAACUCUCUUUUGUCAAAAUGAUUAGAUGUCCCAGUCUGGUGCUCCGUCAGUGUUAAUUCUGUGUCCCUCUAUUUCCUGUCUACUUCCUGGAAUCCCCAGUCUGUUGGAUAACCAGUGUGUCCUCUCUGUCUUUGUGUGUGACGUGGAGGAUUCUCCACCAUGGAGUAGUAAAUAUCUGCCGUCAUCAGUAAUCUCUUUACGUAGACAGAGAGUGGAGGACGGAAGGUGAGACACAGAACGUCCGCUCCUGUCCUCUGAUUGGAUUGGUUUAUGUGAUGUCAUUUAUAUUAACUGUUAUGCUCUGUGAGUCACAGGGGCGAGCCUCAGAGAGCAGGGGCAGGACAGUUAAAGAUGGGCUUUGUUUAAGAGCAUACAAACACCUGAAGACAGUGGCUCCUUGGUUCAGCAGUCUGGUAUGUUUAAACUCUGCUCUGUGUUUGCUGUAUGGCUGAGUGACAAAAUGAACCUGGUAUGUAGGUCAGGCACUCAGGGCCUCAUAUUUCCUGUGCGGCUGUUUAUAUAUGCAUUUGUGCAUCUCCCAGGUUGCACUUGGAGAAUUCAUGAAUUGCAGAUGCAAAUAAAUCUUGUUCAGGCUUAUCAAACAAAGUCUGACUGAAGAAGAUCAGCAAAGAUUCUGUCCUUGGGUAGGCACUGACGUCUGUGCAGCAGCAGCAGAUCGAUAGUUUGUUUCCUCAGAGUUUUAACAGGAUUUUGAACCUUUGGAGUGAUCAAUUAUUCUCACAGCAGGUUAUCUUUUUCUCUGUAAAUCAGAUUCUUGCUCUCUGAUUGGCCUAACACUUGCCGGCUUAAAGAACAAUUUUCUGUCAGCUGAGAGACUGACUUCUAGGGGUGGGAGAAAAAAUCAAUACAGCAUAGUAUCGCAAUAUUUUGUCUAGUGACAUAUCCUAUUCAUUGACCAAGUAUUGAUGUUUUCAAAUCAAUUAUUAAUAUGAAGUCAGAUCUUUGACACCAUAGAGCAGGAGAAAGUUAAUACAACAAAUAUAGCAGCAAAGGACAAAGACGCAAAGACGUUAGGAAUGAAAACAGGGCACAAAUGAGAUGGACCUGACACAUAAGGUUUGCAAGAUGUGUGACAUGAAAAUAAAAUACAGUGUAAAUAAGACAAACAUAAAUGAAAGACAAAUGCUAAAUUAGCUAAACAUUUGGAAAAUAUUAUAGUCUUAUAGUCGCAACAUAUUGUAUCGCAAUACUCACUGUAUUGCAAAAUGCUAAAAAUCACAAUAAUAUUGUACUGUGGCCCAAGUAUCGUGAUAAUAUGUAUCGUGGUGCCACUGGUAGUUCCCACCCCUACUUGAUACCCCACUUAAAGGCAUUGUAAGGAGUUUGAAAUUGAUUUUUGAAAUUAACACACUAUUGGACUGAUGCCUCGACAUGACCUACAUAGAAAAAUGAGACUAUAUUUAGAUUGGUCGCACUAUUUGGCUGAGUUCUGAUUCCUUAUAUCUGGGUAGAUUUUUAUGUGAAAAAAGCUGGGUCUAUAUUUGGUAUUCAGCUAAAACUCUGCUGGUAAAAUUUAAGAAAUUUUAGCUUAAAGAAAGUACUUUUUUUUUCACUACUGAAUGAUUUGGCUGACAUUUUCGUAGGAUUAGCAAAAAGACAAACUUUCUGUGUGGUUAUUGUUUUGGACAAAGAGCUAAGUUGGCUUCUGACAGGGUUUAACAUGAAUGCUGUUGUGCAAAUACUUCUCUGCUCUCUGAGGACAAAAAAGCUAAACUGUGUAGAUGUAGGGUAUUCUAACAUUUGCUGGCACACUAAAGCACAUAUCAUGACACUUAGACUGUAAUAGGUAACAUUAAACCGAUUCAUCUGAUCUGAAUUUUCUCGAGCUAAUCGUCAUACAUUAGGGUCAAAGUUGCAGAGUGAGCUCAUUGCUCUACCUCCUGUUUAUAGUUUUCUUGAGUUAAGAAAUGUAGCAACAAUAAUCAAAUCUGUAUCUCAUUCAUUUGCUUACACAGUAAAUGCAUGCUUUGGCGAGAUAGUAGGUGAUGGUGCUUGUGGGUAAUGCAAACGAGGAACACUUUGAUUUCGUCCAAGGGAGGUCACCAUGAUCAAGAAGUGACCAGACUCUACCACCUGACGACACUUUCACGUGGAUUCCUCUCUCUGAUACUCGUGUUACAUUUUAACAUUUUAACUGUGAAACUUGAACGAGUAGCUGUUUUGAUACUUCGAUCGUUACCUUCAGCGUUAACAGCAGUUCAAUCUUCAAAUACUCCAGGCUACAGUUGCCGCACAUUUCGGUUGUGGCUCACAGCUGAGAAAAACAGAUUGCAGAGGAAAAGUAACAUUUAGUUCCGUCACAGUCCAUUGGAAUAAGUAACAGAGCCAUCCAGGAAAAAUGUCGGUGGAUGACUGUACAGAUUAUAAUCUUUACAAGUAUUUGGAGCUGGAGGGCAGACAGUCACCCAUCUGUUCCAGGGAAGUUUCUUUUCUUUUAAAAGCCGCCUCCGAUAUCCACAAAAAAAACUGACUAAGUGCUGCUAUGAAACUUUUUCUGUCAAAUCUGUUUAACUAACUUCUAAGUUAACUUUAGAGCAAAAAUGAGUCUUGUAUACUUGAGGAUUGACAUUGUGAAGGCUGAAAUGGUUUUCACUGAGAAAUGGAGGCUAAACAUGAUGUUUUCCUUCCUUCUUUGGUGAACACAGUUCUUCAUUUGGUGGUUCAGGAUUCAGUUCAGUGUGUUUGAUCCUUUCCUGUCUCCUCUUCUUUCUAUAACACUGACACAGUUUUUGCUCUAAUUAGUCACACACACACUGUGUGUUUCAGCGUCAUGUUUUUUUGGGCAGUGCAACUCUUCACAUAUACGUAGAUGUGGUUAUGUAACCUUGUGGUUUAAGCAGACAUUUCCCCGCUUCAACCCCCCCCGAGACACGCACAGAAUAAGCGAACACACACACACACACACACACACACACAAAUACACAAACAUCAUUUAUUUGCUGAUGGCCUCACAUUCUUUGGAGUUCCGUAUAUCUUGGGUACACAUUGUGCUGUGUUUUACUGAGCAGCAGGUCUUCCAACCACAGGGCGCGUCCAACAGAACAAAUGACUUAGAAAUGUAUCUGCGGGUGCUGUUGACUCUGUGACACUUGCAGAUGAUGACUCAGCUUCUCAGCCAGACACACGGUGGUAUUUCACCCUCUCUACACAGAGUCAGAAGUGAUGGAGGGCAAAGGGUUCAAGUGCAGAUAUACCCCUGAUCAUCUGUUUUUUUCAGCACAGAACAUAACUCAUGUCUGAGUCUGACACAACAACAACAAUCUGUCCUUCACCAGAUCUAGAGAUGACCCCUGACCCCUGAGAGUGUUCCUGAACGAGGUGUGCAGGCUGAAAUGGAAUUAAGAGCAGCAUUUAAUUGAAGAUUUGACAGGUGAAAGGAUGAGUUUAGAAAGUUUGAAAAGCCAAGAAUGUGUCCCGCCAACGUGUUUUUUUUUAUGGAGUUCAAACAUAUAAUAGUGAAGAUUGUGGCAGCAGGUUUGCAGCCAAACAAACCAAAAGUUUCAGGACUGCAUAUUUUUCAGGAAAGCUGAGAGUUUGGCUAUUAGCUGUGAUUCCAAAACACACUGAGGCACUUUAUAUUUAUACUUAGUCUCAGUGAGGUUCUUCAUCUGUCUGUUAACACACAGAUGAAGAAUGGACAGGUGUGAAAAAAGUUGCUCCACCUCUGAACCUCCUUUGUAGGUAGUAUUAGAGGCAGGAUGAGGGUGAGACAGUGUCAGAUCAACACUGCAUUAGUGUGUGCAUGUCUGAGUGCACAUGUCAGUUUAUGGAGCACCCACUGUGUGUUUGCAUGCCAAACCUUUGCACUUAAUGCCAAUGUCCCGUUUAUUCAGACAGAACAGUAUUGUAUAUGAUUUCCUGACUUAAUGAUGUCAGACUGAUAUUUUCAAAAGCAGCAGCAGCACCAGGUAGACAGAAGAGGACAUGUUGGAUGUUAAAUGUAGUUCACUUGUUGUACUUCCAUAUUCUCCCAUCUAAGGACGCCCUCCAGCCCUGCAAGUGGUUGUUAUGACAUAUAAUUUAAUGUAUGUGAGUGUGUCUGUCAUAGCAGAGAAAUGCUUCACCUUUUACCUGAAUUAGGCCUGCUGUUCUUAUGUCACUCUCUAAUUUCUAGCAGAACCCAAAACUUGUGUUUGUUAGUUUAGUCAUUUUUCCGGUUUCAUAGAUCCUCAGAGGAAAGCAGGCAGUGAUUCAUUAGUUAUAUAAUGCAUUUUGUGCAUUUUUGUGUAUGUAUUGUAUUGUGUAACUUGUCCCUACUGUCUGGUCAUGAUGCAGUGAGGCUCUCCCAAAGGCGUCUGUGUGUAUGUUUGUGCACAGGUCUGUGAAUUUGCACCUCUUUAUUUGUGUCGGUUACUUCACCUUGACAUUUCCAAACAGAAGGAUAAACAAAAUCAUUGCUGCCUGCUCCUGAAUGCACCAUUUUUCCUUCACAUUCAGAUCUCUUAUCUAAUGUAAUCCUGACAUCGUCUGGGUAUUUUUUUUAAGUUUGGUGUGAUUCUGUGAACACCUGGAAAGUCUCAUUAAUAGACUACUGAAGGAGUGAGAGGGUAUGAAGGUGAAGACAACUGAAAGAGUGCAAUCUGGAGGUUAUGAAACAUGUUUGGCAGCAUUUUUUCAUCUGAUUUCUCUUUAAGUGGAGUUCCUUUUAAGGAAGUGGAAGAGAAACAAACCAUUGGCUGAAUUCCAUUUUGCUUUCAGGGUGACAAAUGUUACAUAAAGGGCUGCAGCUGAUGCCAAAGUCUCCGCAAUGUGAUGUAAAAGUCUGACCUCACAUUUGGUUCCAGCCUAAUCAGUUUAGUCUUCUUUUGUAAUUGAACACAUAAAAGUUGCUUCAUGAUUGAUUAAUCCGUUGGUUUAUUUUUAGAUGAAUGAAUGAGCUGGUCUGAGUUGUCAAAAACAAAACACUCAAAUACCCACAGAAAUCCCAGACUCCAGGCAACUUCUUUCACUGGGAUGGAUUAAACUCUUUUCCUCUCUUUUCUUGAAUGUGACAAAAUUGUGGCUCUGCUGCUGGAAGACCAUCAAGAGUUAAUCAUUUCCUGUGAAAACAAGCCAAACAACAUCAAAUCAGCCUGACAGUGAUGCUCCACUUUCAGCUGCUCCCACUUCUGGAGUUCAGUUUGUCUCUAACAGAUGAAAGUGUCUGGUUUGGGUGCUGGUUUAGUUCAGGGGUUCAAGCUUGGGCCGUAGCAUUCAGAGUUUCAGCCCCUGCCAUAUGACCCCCUCACUCCCUCCCUUUACCUUUUGUUUUCUAUCAGUCUUCAGCCUUUCAAAUGUAAAAAUAAGGUGUAUUUGAAAUGCUAAACUGGUUGUUGGAUUUUUGGGUAACUUUCAGGCUCCAUGUUAAAAGGUUUUUCUAAUCCAUUUCACUCUUAUUAGCUGCGUUUCCAUUACCCAUAGAUUUGCGCAAAACGUAAAUAUCGCAAUAGAAAACUGGUAAUGGAAACACCUACAUUUCGAAAAACCUCCCAAAUAUCGCUAAAAAGUUUUUACGCUCUCAUGAGGUGGUUUUUCAGAAGUGUCGAUAUAGAAGUAUAUCGCAAAAGUGUAAUGGAAACACUUUUCUCGCAAUUCUCUGUCACCGGACGUGACGUAGCGGGUCAAGUGACCAGUUCAUUUCAAGCGUAGAUGGCACGGUAUAUGUGGACGGGGGAGGAGACGGACUUAUUUCUGAAGUUUUGAAUUGUAUUUGUAUUUUUCUGAAGUUUUGAAUCCACAAUUCGUCUGUGAAUUCCUCAUUAACGAUCCUCUCCCAGAAAUCGCUCAUCCGUGUCCGCUCCCAUACAUACGGGCUUUGCCUUUGAAUUAUCACCCGCUGCCUUCGUCUUCUGAUGACAGCAGCGGCAACAGCAGUAAUGGUCACAGAAAUAGCUGCUCCAAAACGAAAAAUGUUUUGUGUCUCGUCCAUGUCGGUGUGCAAAAAGGCUUAAGGAAUACGAGGUCGCACGGGCAGGAAGUUUACCUCGUUGCUAGGCAACGGCCAUUUAAACACGGCUCGCGAGAGGCAGACGGCUCGCUUAUGCACUGAACACCAUUCAAUGGAAACACCCGCAAAUCGCAAUUGUACUUUGUCGAAAUUUGAUAAACAUCGCUUUUAUUUUGCGAAAAAAUGUAAUGGAAACGCAGCUAGUGUCUGAUAGAUCUUGCAAAGUUAAUCAGUAUCUCUUGCUUCUUUAUUAAGUCUAUUUCAUAAGCAGCUCUUUAAACAAAACCUGAACUUAUAUUUUUAUGUAAUAAAGUAUGUUGCGUACUGAAAUUUAAGUAUGAAUAAUAAUAAAAAUAAAAAAAAGAAUCCACACAUUCCUUACUCUUUUUCAUCCAGCGCUAAACACCUCAGAUUAACUAAACAGAUUAGUAUCGGGGGGGGCACACCGGAUGUCAGCACAAGGUAUGCCUAACAGCUUAUAAAAUCAGAUUUGGUAACAUAUUUCAUAAUGCCCAGCCAGUCGCCCUCUCUUGUCUGCCCUCUAUGUGCCGCUCUUUCUUUGCCCCCCCCAUCAUGACUAAUUCCUUAACUUGUUGUCCUCGUGACCCUAAGCUUGUUGCUUGUUUGUAACUGUCCCCUAUAUAUGUUUUUACUGUGUGUGGGUGUGUGUGUGUCUACACUCCGUCAGACUCAAAAGUGCAUCUCUCUCAGUCUCUUCAAAUGGCGACCCCUCUUUCAUCUCCUGCCUCUCCCCUCCCCUCUUUCCUCCCCUGUCUGCCUGCUCUGUGUCCGUUGUGUCCGAUCCGAGUCCUCUCUCUCUCUCUCUCUCUCUCUCUCUGUACGUGUGUGUGUGGUGUUUAGGCUGUAUGCAUUUGAGGAAUCGUUAUAUAACUGUUUUGUAAUGUAGGGUUUGACGGGAGCAGGGGGAAGAGCAUGGGGAAGAUGGGUUCAUGGAGUGAGCAUGUUAUUUUGGUCCAUCUUUGUGUUGAAAAAGGGUCUUGUUUUUCUGCUCUUAUCUCUGUCUGAAUCAUCAAACCUGUGUCCAGUCUGGUGAAAGCUUUUCAUUGACCUUUCAGAUAAACAACAUUGCUGCUCAUUCCUGGAAAAGAAACCCUAUAGUUUGCAGGAAGUACUGCCUUUUUAUGCUUCCUGUUUUUUCUUUUGAUUGAAGUCUGUGGAAGAAACAGAAGUGGGGGUCUCUUCUUGGUGAGCAGAAACUCAAACAACUCUGCACACAUGUGAAAACCAGUGAAAACUCAUGGUCUGCUUUGAAUUGUGUCUUAUCAUUUGGCUGAUUCAUUGUCUAACUUUUAAGAAAUAUUGACCUGUCUGGCUGUUGUAGCCUGAAGAAGCUGUUCAGACUUUCUAAAGUAGUUGCAGGCUCAAGUCCAGCCAGGGGACUAAAAUAACUUCCAUUGGACAAUAAGUUCUAGAUUUACUCUAGACACUCUUAAUACAGGAGCUGACAGUUUUCUGAGAAGUUACAGGGAUGAAGUUGUCAGGUGUCUGCGUGCUGGAUUGAUCAAGUGGCAAGUUUCAGUCUCUAAAAAGAUAUAAAGCCAAUGGACAGGUGUUGAAGACUGCAGUUCCUGGAGUGUCCAGUAGAGGCUGGCUUCAAAAGCCAAAGAGUUGAUUUCAACACCAUGUUAAAUUUAGGCUAUCUAACUUUUAAACAAAAAUCAAUGUGUUUGUAAAAAUCCUACCAUUCAAACACAGCGAGAAUGACCACUUCAUUACCUGAAUUAUCAAUAAUCUUAACACAAGUGAGAUGUCAUCGUACAUUAGAAUUUUAAUGACACUUUUAAUUUAGAGGAAGAUUUGCAUAAUUAGCUCAGUGGAUAGCUUGACUUACAGAAGAGUGUGGUGAAACUGAGAGCCAAGAUGCUACAGGCUUGAGUCAUUUAGCUGGAGUCAGCAUUUCCAAUAUGGCCCCUUUACACAGUCUUUCUACAGUCUAUGGUGUGGGUGUAGCUGACUUGCUGAGAGCCUUCAAACUCCGAGUACAGCCUGUGGUUCCAUUAUUUCGGUUAUUUGACUGUGAACUGAGCAGAUCAAAGUUUUAAAGAUGAAAGAAUUAACAGACUAACUAACAGACAUUUUACUCAAAUAAUAGUGCGAACAGUCAAAGUUAGGGUAUCAGCCAGAUCUGUGUUCAUGCUCUGACAGCUGUGAUGUGUGUAAGACAUCAAAUGAUAAUCCACAAGAGGAGGUUUGUCUCAGCCCACGAGUCCGGUCUCAUUGUGAAACACACCAAGGAACAUUUUGCGCUGACCAAUCAGGCAAAUUCAGUACAACAGAAUAAGACAAUUAAGCAAGUGCUUAAUUGUCUAAGGUGUUGUGUGGUCCACACACUGGCACACUGACCCAGGGCAGGGCGUUGCGCUAAAGAAAGCGGCCUGAUGUUUCGGCUGCACAGGCGCCAUGGGCUCCUUACACCACUCUGGGUUUGUAACGUUUUGCAUUGCAUGCGCUCUGGCGCGUGGCGCUGCUUCAGGUGGUGAAAAAGAUUUUAGGUAUUCCCCGACUUUGCGUGAACACGUACUUGACAUAAUUUGCAGUGCUCUGCUUUAUGUCUGACGUCAAGAAAACCAAAAUACCUCCACACCACUGACGUUUUAAUGCCAGUGUUGUCCACAUGUCAUCAUCUGUUGAGCCUUCAUCUGCAUUUCUGCCGGGGGUAGCACUUAUUUUCUUCUUUUCUCACAGACAGCGCUGUCGGCUUCACCUGUUAGAGUGAUAUGGUUGGGUGUAGCUGCUGCCUGCUACUACGUAGUUGUUUGCGACUUGGUUCUAAGUGGACUUUGAGCAGCUCCCCUUUUCAUUAUUGAAACUAUUGAAAAGCAUAUUGACCAUGUUUUAUAUUGAUAUUGAGGGAAAUUAAUUUACGAUAUGUAUCGUUAUCGUUUUAUCGCCCAGCCCUAUUAGCAGUGUGUGAAUCCAUAUGCCUGGGAUUACUUUGGUCACUUUACAUGACAGCCUCUAUUCUGUAUGAAUGUAGUGCACAGUGUAAAGAGUGGUGACUGGAAAAAGACAGCAUAAGUAAAGGCCAUUCACCACUUCAGUACGAGAACUAUGCUGCGUGGGUGGACCAAUUAGGGUCCCGUGUUUCCAAGUCUGAUUUAAAUGACAGAAACAUGGUGACCUUUUUUUCUAACUUGAUAUGAUCAAAAUUCAUCACAGUUCUGUUUCGAUACCGCUAUAAGAUACAGUAUUACAUAGGUACAAACUACAGAGACAGGCUGCUGUCAUUAGCAGCUACAUCAAGAAGUUUGUUGUCGUGGAGAUGGGCUGAAGGGGCGUUUUAUGUAAGUUGUUUUUCAACUGGCAGUGAGCUCAUCACCAGCCUCCAUGCUCCAUUAUGUUAGGGUGUGUGUGUGUGUGUGUGUGUGUGUGUGUGUGUGUGUGUGUGUGUGUGUGUGUAUGUAAUCUCAUCAUGUGGGAAACUAAAACUUGAGUUUGUCAGGCGUCAUGCUGUGAACAUGUCAUGUUUGCACAUCUUUGUGUGUUAUGAAAUAAAACAUCGUAUGUGAGCUGGUUUGUUUGUCCAGGCAGAUUCUCAGCUGGAAGAAACGUGUGUGUGUGUGUGUGUGUGUGUGCUUGUGUGUGUGUUGAUUUAUACUCUUAUUGAACACUUGUCCUCUGGAAAAAAUGCGUAUGUGCACUGAUGUGCAAGUGUGUGUGUGUGUGUGUGUGUGUGUGUGUGUGUGUGUGUGUGUGUCAGAGUUUGUGUCCUUUCUUGUGUUUCAUAAGCCGUCCAUAUUUAUGAUCCAGCUCUUACGUAAGCCUCAGAUCUGGUUCAGUGUGUCUCUGCCAGAACAACUGAGAGAGGAGGAGGAGAGAAGAAGGAGAGGAAGAAAAAAGGUGAAAGUGAAAUGUAAGCAGAUUGAGGGGAGAUGAAACAGAGAGAACAUACAAACAGAGACGAGUUGAAGAAAAUAUUAGAGAAUAGAAAAGUGCAAACAGCUGAGAUGAUGAUACCUCAUUGUAAAGUUUUAUGGUUGUAUUUUGAAGUGUUCCUCGACUCCCAACAAAAUUAAUCUUCCUCUUGUUGUUAUGCAAGUGUUGCUAUGUUAAAACUUGAAUCCUGAAAGUCUCUGGCUAAUAACAGCAGCUCAAAUGAGUCCUGUUUAGAUAAAGUUUCAUGCAAAAGGAAGAGGAAAAAGCAGUGGUGGCUGCUGCAGUUAAAAAAAACAAGUUCUCGCGGGUGCAAAGGUUGCAUCAGAAAUGGGAAGAUGGUGAUUUUUAAUAGUUUUUUCAUCUAUUAAAUAUUUUAUCCCACAAAAAUUGCUGAUCCUCAGCUUGACCAGUAAAUGGUGUGAGUGGCUCUCUGACCAAAUUUAAGAAAGAUGGUGGUUUCACCCAUUAGUCAUGCACUGCAAAGAAGUUUUCUUAAAGUUAAAACGGGUUUAAAUUGAAAUAUUUGGUGGAGUUGCGUCCUCAGGCACUCUGCCAAGUUCUUGUUCCUGGUGUCUUCGCAGAGGAGUGUCUCAUCCACACCUCUGGCAAACCCUUUUGAACAUGGCCUGAUAUCUCCCAACACAGAACUGAGCGGUGAACAUGACAUAAUGGAAAAGUAAUAUGUUCAUGACGAUACAGGGAAAAUGAGGUUAGGGAGGAUCUGCAUGUUUGGCUUGGGAUUGUGCACCUCAGGUAAUGAUUCAUUUAUUUGAUUUAUGUCUUCCUAUUUACAGACAGUUAAAUAAUGAGGUUGAGGACUUGGCAUGUACUCAGUGCUUAGAGCUUUUAUAGAUGGUAAGGUGACACACUGUUUUUCGAAUGACACUGGACGUGAUAGUUGGGAUUUAGUGGUGAGUUGAAUUAAUGCUCAUGUCUUGGCCUUUUAAAUUCAUAUGUACAUUUUUACUGUUUGUUUGUAUGAAGCACUCAAAAAACAUCAAACUCCUGAACCAAAUUUGAUGAUCUCGAACAUCUGAUAUACUGAUUGAUAACACCAAAUGUUUGUUUCACUGCCUUGUUUUCAUCAGCAUUGGCUCGCUCUCUGUACUCUCUUUCUGUGUGACUCUACUGCUGCUGCUGCUCUCUCUCUCCCUCCGUUGUGUGCAGCAGCUUUCAGUUGAUUGUACUUUUCAGUACUAUUGUACAUGAAGUGUAAUGCAGAUCGAAGCUUUUGUAUUGAAAAGGCAUCUGAGUGUUGAAAAUGAUGGUGACGUCACAGCUUUACAUGGAUGACACAGGGUUUUAUAAAGACCAGGCGGCUGGAGGAAGUUCAUGAGGCCACAUUUUGGUCCCGUGUUUCAGCAGCCUCAUCUGUUGGCAGGGCUUUAUUCAUCUAUGAAAGUAGAAUAAAACUGAUAUUUUCCUGAGCACUGAGUAAAUUUAGUUUGUUUCUUAUUCAAAGUCCUGACACACAAUCUCUUUCUGUAUUUGUCACACAGACCAGUCCCACAGCGCCCCCUUCAGCUCAGAGAAUGAGGCUCAGGGAGGCGACUCUGCUGCAUGGCAGUGCACCCCUCCCCCAUCUACCUCACCUUUGGGGGAGACGCCAGCACACCCUCCUCCCUCCCAGGCUGCGUCCAGACCCCGGUCCAGGCCGGCUAGCCAAAGCCCCUCCCCUCCCUCUACUCUCACAGGAACCAAGAAGAGGAGCUCUAAACCAGCACACAUGAGGCGUAACAUCAGGUAGAUACACCCCGCUGAAGAGAUCUGUGCUGGUCGGUGUCACAUUUUGAUGCAGUUACACAAAUGUAGAUGAACAAAAUGAUCUAGGGUGAACUGAAAAUGAAAGCUGCUAAAAUGCAAAAGUUUCCUCCAUCAAUUAGUCAUUCAAAUGGAUGUAAGAAAGUGAUUAAAUCCUAGGCAGAUAGAAACCAGUCAGCUGUAAGAUAAAAAGGAUGGCCCACAAUCCCCUGAUUAUGUUUGUAAGUAAACCAUCACUCACUUUCUUUCAGCACUAUUUCUGAUAAUGAUCAUUGUUGGCUGGGUAUCUGGAUUUAUCACCUCCCUGCUGCCUCUCUGAUGUGACUCUCAUUUUGGAGAAUUAAAGAGCAGACCAGUUACUAAAAUCUGCCAAUGAUUAAACUUCAGCAUUUUCUGCGCGCAGCUGCAUUCCCCUGGCUGCCAAUAACCACAAAGAGCUCGACCUCAAAUAUGCUGCUGAUGCUUUUACAUAAAAGCAUCUUUUAAAGUUACAUAAAUCUGUGUCACAGAUGCAAAGCCAGACUUGGAAGUGUUUGUAGUUAUAAACAUGGAGUUUGGUUGUUUAAAGGAUUUUUUUAUAAUAUGACCAGUUACCAGUACUUUUGAACUAUAUAUAUUUGAUAUUGAUACUCCUACAACUGCGACUACUCAUUACUUUGAACCUGUACUAUGCUACUAUCACUGCUAUUACCAUUACUAGUAACACUUGUACUAUUAUUAGUAUAACCGAGUCUGAUACUUACUAAUACAAUUACCAAAGGCUGAUACUUGCGUAUUGGUAAUGACUAUUACAGUUGUCAUUAUUAUUAAAAUUAUUAUCAUAAUACUCAACCCAACUUGUUUCCGCAUGCCAAAGUCAUAAACGCACAUGAACAGUAUGCAUAAAAGCUAAGGAUCUGGGAUUUUAGGGAUAGUCUUGCUUGCUUUGAAUAUCGUUUAACAAAAGCCAGACAUUAUGUUCUUAAGGCUUCACGUCGUUUCCUACAUAUUAAUUUUGGUGUAAAACUAAACUGAUUGAUUUUAGGACUAUUUAGAAGCAGGAGAGCCUAAAACAUACAGGGUCCGUAUUGAGCGCAUUCUGUCAGUGUCGCAUGUCACGCAGCAAAUAGGUUUCCAUUCUAAUCAAUGCAGCAUCGCACAUAGGAUGCGUAUCAGCUCUAUCACAGCUCCGGCUCAGAAGCAUAUCGAGCACAGCACUGCUAAUGAUAGGUGCAGUGUCUAUUUUUGCUGCUCUACGCUUCCAACACACAUCCAUCUAAAUAGAGAGGAUCGUUCUAGACUGGAUGUCAAGCACGAAAAAUGCAUGUCAUCUGGUAAAUUUCAAAACAAAACACCAUAUGCUGACUCCCGUCUGUAUAUCAGUUUGUGUAGAUGAGAAAUACUUCCUGGUUAUGGAUUUAUCAGUAACACAGAACAAUCUGAUGGUCAAUCCCUGAUCCAUGUGGACCCCAACAGGACUUUGAACAGCUAACUCUGUCUGAGGGUAACAGCACAGCAGAAAGGAACAUAGUUUACUUUAUUAAACACAAGAAAACAUGCAAAAACCAAAACUGUAAUAUCCUGAUGCUUUUUCCUAUAUAAUAGAGGCUCAACGGUCACUGAAUUGUAUCCAAAUUAGCAGGAAAUCGACCACAAAAAAGCCACACAACCUGUUGUGAGCAUGUUGUUUUCUCUACGCUGCUGCUACACUCCAAAUACGGAGCAGACGUGAUGGCAGACAGAAUGCAUGCAACAUGGAUCCUGUAUGUUUUUAGCUUUAUCUACUCUUAUAUUUAACACUUAUUAAUAUCAGUAUUCAAUUGUAGCAGGAUUUUUUGUCCACUUUUUAUCCAGCUAAAUGACAAGCCACGUUCUCUGCGUUAGCUGCUAACUCGAUAUGUCUAUCAGGUACUUGAUAGCUGGUUCAUCAGUUCUUCUGAGGUUAAACCUGUUAACAAACUGAUGAAUAGGCGCAGCCUGAUUGUACAAUUUAACCAGAGGCAUUAGACGAUAAUUCCUUGUGGUUUCAGAGCUUAGUUAUUCACUCCUUUCAUAAAAUGAAAUUGGUUCAAUUGAUUAAAUGCUUGUGCGAAAUGACAGCAAAUGCUUUUGGUCUCUCAUAAUAAAAUUGUUUGCUGCAUCUGUUUUAGCUCAUAAAAAGCCACACCUUUAGAUAUAUGGCACAUUUUGUAUUUUCUCUGUGUAGGAAAUUACUGAGAGAGCAUCAGUUGGAGGCAGUGACCAAAGCCGCCCAGCAGGAUGAGUUGGAGAGGAGGAGACGGCUGGAGCAGCAGCAGAAACAGGAUUUCCCCGUACCACUGCUGCCUGAAUACACAUCUGGUGAGCACGAUGAACCUCUCGAAAGAUGUGAAAUCCCUGAGAAAAGCUUCAACAAAGUUGUUUUGUUAAACUACCUGCAUACUUUGUGCCUCCCUCCCCCCUCUGUCUCUCAUAUUUUUCCCCUUUUUUCUUUUCUUUUUGGCUUUAAAUCUUUUAUUACUGUCCUCUCUCUCUCUCUCUCUCAAGAUGAAGUGACAAAGCACGUGUCUUCGGCAUCAGCAACAUCACAACAAGUGAAGUCAUCCCAACAUAAGGUUAUCAGUCUUGACUCCAGCAGCACCGUCAGCAUUGAGGAUGACACCAAAACCAACACACCCACAUCAGCUCCCACUGAGCACACACUCAAAACAGGUGAGACAUAACCUUGCACACAAAGUCCUUUUGAUGUUACCCAUAUUACCCUGUGUUGCACUUUUAUGGAAAGGGAAAAAUAUGAAUAAGACAUAAAGAAAAACAGAGUGAUAGGGGAUCAAACUUGACUCUGACCCUCCUGCCAUAAACUUCACAGUUUCACUUAUGUAUUUCUUUUGUUGUGUAAGCCAUGAGCUGCUUUACUUUUUUAAGGGUGGAAACAGGCAAACAGCAUUUUCAUUAUAAAGUUGAAUGAAUGAAGUCAAUGAAAGCAGAAGUGUACUGAAAGGAAAAAAAGCCAUUUAAAGUCUCUCCAGGGUAGUACAUAAAAAAAAAGAGGGCAGAGGCUGACAGAGGGAUUAUUUGAACUGACUCCUGAUUCUGGCAUGAUUUGGUGCGGGUAAUUCUCCCCACAGUUCUUGCCUCUCUGAGGCUGUUGUGUCGAAUUCAGGCAAAAAAACCUGAUAAAUCAACUUGAAAAAAACGAAAACACCCAAGUCAAGCCUGUAAAAGCAUACUGAUCAUUUGAAGGCUCUGCUUUAGAGACGUGUUCUACUGAAUCAAAGCAUCCCAAAUCUGCAUCUAAUUUUAAGAGCCAAAACAAAACGUAGCUAUGCCCAUUUUUUGUGAACCAGAGUAUAUUUACAUAAGUUCCACUGCCUUUAUUCUGCCACACACAUUUAAUAUCCACAGCCCCUGUUGACCUUUGACCUCUGAUUGUGUAAGUGGGCUAGUAGGUCAGAAGGCAGGGGGAGGUCAUGAAAGCAGAUAGGGAAGAGGAGCUGCAAAGUUUAUUUGUGACUCAUCAUUUAGCUGUUCAUUCUGAGCUGUUAGUAUUCCAAAGUAAGCCUCAAAUAAACCAUCAGCUAAUUCUUCAAAUGCAUAAACAGAGCAGGCUGAGCUUUAGUACAAUGUGUGAGGAGUUCUCUUUCACAUAUUGAGUACUUAGAGAUAACUACACACAAACAGAUCCACAUCUUUUUUAACCCUUUUUCCAAUCUCUUUUUUUCUUGAUGCUCAAUAAAAGUUCAUAGAUCACUACAGUUUUUAAGAAACUUUUUUUUUUUUUGCUUUUAGGUUAUGGCACCUGUCAAAAAUGUCACAGUAGUUUUCCUGUUUCAUGGAUUUGUGAAAAUGAGAGCUUGACUGUGGAGUUGUCAGUCACUUACUUACAGCUUGAUUGUUUCAGCGUAAUUCUUGAUUUUUCAUUGAAUAUAUUACAUUGGUGGAUUAAGGAUAAAACUGUCAUGUUAAACUGCCCAAACAUUUAUUUAGCAUUGUGUUAGUUUAGACAGGUCAUAAAGUCAGGCUCCACCCACAAUACAUCAGCUGGUUGUAACCACAGCCAGUACCAGCUGGCAGCUCAGCCAAUUACCUUCUACACAAAUAUCAGGUGUGUGUUCAUUUGGAACUGCUCCAGUCUGCCCUCUUUUGCUGCUUCCUCCUCAAACUGCUUUGCAGCCCACCUCCACCCCAGCCUCAGUUGGAUUUUACAACUAUCAUUUGCAGUGUCACUGGCGCCUGCUCUCACUUUUUUGGGGGGGUCUUAGCUAUUGCUCUUACUGCCGUGGCUUUUUGUGAACACAAGUGAUAUGGGGAGGGGGUUUGGACAUGCCCUGUUGCAGACUUUGGCAUUCCACCUGGAAAGGCAGGGAGCUCUCAGAACAGAGCCAUACUGCCAAAUAUGCAACAGUGGUUUGGAAAGAGUUGAAUCAGUACCUUAUUCCAGUUGUUCAGGGUGUUAAAAACUGAACUGAAUUGAUGCAACAUUCAAACUUUCUGUAACAAACUCCAGAAGUUCAGCCAUUCCUGAAAAAGGUACUGGCACAGCUUUCCAUCUGUUUUAACAAUUACUUAACAAAAGAAAACAAUUCAACCACUGACUGAAACAAGUCUGUGACUUUAAUGAUAGUUAUCUCAGCAAAGCAGCUCUAAAAACCCCAUGACAGCCAUAAGUUUAUUGAAUUACACACUCUUCUUCAAAUUGCUGUCUGACCCUAGGGGUCUGGAAAUUUGGCACACGAAAAGGCCUGAUCAGCCCAAAUCUCCACGAAAACUACAGAGGACUGAGUUACAAAUUUAAUUGUUUUUGUUUGUUUGUUUGUUUGUUCUUACUGGAGAAUCAAUGACACAGCAGAUGUCCAGGCAUUGAUUUACCUGAAAUUUUCUACGAAAUCUGAGAUCAUUUGUGGGCAUGAGUGUGAUCAAUGGUGUUUUUCUGAAGCAAGAAAACAAUAGAUACUUAAAUGCUAAAGUAGACUGUUUUCAGCAAGUAUAACCCACUUUCAAACACAAACUCUGCGAUCAGGAAAAGUUCAAUGAUUUAAGUUUUUCCUUGAAGGUUGAACAAAUUAAACAGCCUUUUUCAAAUGUUUUAAACCCAAUUACUGUAUUUGAACCAAGGUCAACAAAGGUCCCUAUUUCCUGUUAGGUUAGGAGCCUCUGUGAGUGUGUAUGUACGUGUCUGUGUGUGUGUGUUCGUGUCUGUGUAGCGCUGCUAAAAAAAAACUAAAGAGAGUUUUCGUAGAUUAGCUGCCAUGUGCAUUAGAAUAUUUAAAACCUCCACCAGUACAUUGUGUACUGUUCCCUUAUUGCCCAAGCGCACGGACACACUUUCACGCAGCCUUUCAAACAGGAUAAACACACCUGCAACACAAACACACAGGCAAACAUACGUUUGUGUUUGUGUGUGCGACAGAUAGAGAGAGAGAGAGAGAGACAGAGAGAGGAAGAGAGACAGUGACGGGGCCAAAUAAACUAAGACAGUAUGUGGAGUUGGAAGCUUGGAAAGGCAAAAAGUGAGAGAGAGAGGAAAAAAACGAUCAAAGGGUGGAGAAAGGAAGAGAGAUAAAAGAGAGAGAGUGUGUGUGUGUGUGUGAGGGGGGCAGAUCAGAGCGUGCCUGUGGAGCAAAAAAGCUGGCUAAUCCUGGUUAUGAGCCAGAACACACACAUAUAUUAACACACACACACACAUACACAUAUAUAUAUAACGAACACACACUCACGGUGGCACAGUGACAUUUCUAGUUGGGGUUGCAUAACCAGUCUCCCCCUCCACUCUAAUCCUACUUGUAUAACCAGCCAUUCACUGCUGUUAUAUAAGCUCUCUUGCUCUUUCUCUCUCUCUCUCUCUCCACAUACACACACUAACAUACUGACACACACUCACACACCUCUCCUUCUCCCGUCAUGCCCUCGCAGACUGCCAGCUUGUGUAACUUUCACCACUUGAUACUGUUGACGUUGAAGUCCUUUUUAUCAGAUAUGGAUUUCAGUCUUUCCACUCCACACACGCACGCAUGCACGCACGCACACACGCACACACACGCAUGCACACACACACUGGAUGACGUCCAUAUUUGAUGUAACAACACAAGUCAAGUAAAUGAUGGAGUCGUUCUUUGUCGCUUCACUUGAGACAAAUGUAUCAAGGCCAAUGAGAAUCAAGUGGUAACUGUCGUCAUGGGAGUAGCUGCAGCUGUAGUCCCGAAUCCUUCUGGUCCAGUUUUCUAUCAGCCUUAGAGAAGCUUGAGAGUCUGUUAUUGAAGGUGCUUAACAAACUUUUGAAAACUUGAGAAAUAGUCUGAAAUUCUUUUCAUCCAAAGAAAAAAAUUCUGAAUAGUCUAUAAAGCCUCUGAAAAGUCAUAUUUUACCACUUGAGUAUUUCUUUGCAUUUUAAUGUAAAAAAGUAUAAAAAAGUAAAAGUUGAUGAAUUAUGGUUGUACCAUUGUUCGUCUAUCUGGAGAAGAAGCUUGUGAUGUUUUGUUUCAUUGAAGCGAAGUUUAAAGAUGCUCAAGUAUUUCAGUGUUAGAUGACAAGAGUUUAAAAAAAUGGUGCUACAAAAAAUAGUUUACUAAGUUCACAGAAGACACACUUUAAUACUUGAAUCUUGGAAACCUAAAAUCCACGUUUCCUCACUUAUCUCCUCCAUCCACACAGAUGUGAUCGAUCUUAGCUCAGGCGAGGACGAAGCUGUCAUCCACAUUAGCAGUGAGUCCGCCAACGAGGAAGAGAGUGAGCCAAGUGGAGCUCAUACAAACGACACCCUGAACUGCCCAGACAGUGAGGGCAGAGUGCUGGUCAACGUGAACCACCAAGACACAGAGGAGGAUAUCUUCCUUUUGCCUCAGCUGGCACGAGCAGUCAAAUCUCACCAGGUAAUUGUUUGACCUUUUCCUUUAGUUUGAACAAAAUCUCCCCUCUGCUGUUUCACUGCUGUUCUCUCAGUUUAAUUACACGCCUACAUCCUUUUGUCCUCACUACCUUGCUUUCUUGUCUUGUGGCUCCAGUUUUGUCUUAAUCACUUUGCCCUCGCUGUCUUUUUCUUUUUCAUUGCAACAGAUUGGUGGGAUUCGCUUCCUCUAUGAUAACCUGGUGGAAUCGGUGGAGCGGUUCAGCAGCAGCAGCGGGUUCGGCUGCAUCCUCGCUCACAGCAUGGGCCUAGGGAAAACACUUCAGGUCAUCUCUUUCAUUGAUGUCCUGUUCAGACACACCAAGGCUCACACUGUGCUCGCCAUCGUACCUGUAAGUAACCAAUGGUUCACCUUAAGAAAAAAACUGACGGAAAAGAUUACACCAAAGUUUUGUUCAGUGAUUUUUACCUUUCAGCAUCAAUAUAUCAAAGUCAUAAGUACAUUGUUAGUGUUUCUUCUAAAUCCUACUUGUGUAAUAUGAGCAAACGGAGAUGGAGCUUAAACAUAAUCAGUAAUAAUCAUAAUCAUUAAUCUGUGUGUACCUCUAAAUGAAACCAGAACUCAGUGAAUACUGAGAACGAUGGUUCACUGUCUUACUGUUAAUCUCCUCCCAGGUCAACACUUUGCAGAACUGGCUGUCCGAGUUUAACACCUGGGUCCCACCCCCUGAGGUGAUACCUCCAGACACUGACCCCAAACUGGUGACACCACGAGCCUUUAAGGUUCACAUCCUCAAUGAUGAACACAAGUGAGUACCAGGAGCAGGAGCACUCAUCAUUUUCAUCUCUCUUUAGCCCGAGUGCUUCAAUGUGUGGGACUAUGUAACACAACAGAGGAAAAUGUUCAUGUCACAGCAUCCCUCUUGACUUCUUUAAACAUGCAUGGUUUUGACAUGGAUACACAUUUAGAGUGGCUUCAUUUGUAAAUUUCAAAUGCUAUCUCCAAAGUUUGGGUGCUGCUCUGUGAUCACACACAAGUGAGGAAACUUUCCUUCUGUCUGUUUAAUGAACUGACAGAGCUGACCUUCUCAUGUGCUGCUGCACUGAAUCCCCAUCUAGCUCCUCCCCUCUCCCAUCCCUCCAUCAUCCCCGUCUUCAACAGCUGCUCCUGCUGGAAAGAAUCUCAGACUCUUGCAUGCACAACCUUUUGUGUGUGUGUGUGUGUGUGUGUGUGUGUGUGUGUGUGUGUGUGUGUGUGUGUGUGUGUGUGUGUGUGUGUGUGUGUGUGUGUGUGUUCGAGAUUAAGGAGCAAGGAAGGAAUGCUGCAUGAUGAGUGUGCAGCUCCAUAGACCAACUGUGUCUGAAAGUGACACACUAACCUCAUUACGCUUUCCACUCCAGUACAUAAUACUCUUGUACUUAAUAAUUUUGUAAAUGAACCAAAUUGAAAUGCCUUAUUUUAAUGAACAAGUCAUCUUACAUAGUAAGGGAUUUAUUUAUUAACAGGGUUGGAUUUAAAUUCUAUUAAUUUGAAUUUUCUUUGUGAAAUGCAAUACAAUCUGCAGAGCUAUUACAACAUAGUUUCUGUUUUCUCAGUCUUUCCUGAAGAUGCAUUACAUUACAUUUGUAUGAAACUCCUAUAUUGAUUGAGAAGGAGGGAGGAGAGCAUUUCAGUGCUACUCUGCAAUGCCUUAAGUGCAUGUUACUGUAUUGGAGUCAUGGGUGGAUCAUUUGAUUUCAGCGGUUAUAAGUGAAGCAAACCAAAAGUGAAAAAAAAUAGAGUUUAAAUUCCCUAGAAUAAGAAAAUCUGUUUAAUCAACCACUGACUGUUUCCCUCGUCUUCAGGAAUACCACAGCAAGAGCUAAGGUGGUGGAGGACUGGGCUCGGGAUGGAGGGGUGCUGCUGAUGGGCUAUGAGAUGUACCGCCUCCUGUCCAUGAAGAAGAGCUUUGUGGCUGGGAGGAAGAGAAAAAGCAAGAAAGCAACAGGACCGGUUGUUAUUGACCUGGAUGAGGAGGACCGGCAGCAGGAGUUACUCAAAGGUGGGCGAACCGGUCGGGUGUGUGGGGGAGCCAGGGUCAAGAAAGGGUCAUAUGUUCAAACAAAAAAAAAAGAGAUUCCUCUCAAAGCAUCUCUGUCAAGUAAAAGCUGAUGUUUGUUUUUCUGGACUUCUCCAUCAGGUAUUGAAAGAGCUUUGGCCCGGCCUGGUCCAGAUGUGGUGAUCUGUGAUGAGGGCCACCGCAUCAAGAACUGCCAUGCCAGCACAUCGCAGGCCCUGAAGAACAUCAGGACUCGACGCAGAGUUGUCCUGACAGGCUACCCACUUCAAAACAAUCUGAUCGAGUACUGGUGUAUGGUGGACUUUGUCCGACCCGACUUUCUAGGUAAGAGGAAGUUGUUUUUUUUAAGAGAAGUCUUUUUGAUCAGUCAGUGAGCUUAAGCCUAAAGAUGUUGGCAUGUCCUCUUUAAAUGAAAAAAGAAAAAAACUUCAUGUGUUUGUUCUCUUGCUCUAGCUUCAUUUUGACAUCCUUUGUGUGUUUCAGGUACACGGCAGGAGUUCAGUAACAUGUUUGAGCGCCCCAUUCUUAACGGGCAGUGUGUGGACAGCACGACCCAGGACAUCCAGCUGAUGAGGUACAGGAGCCACGUCCUGCACAGCCUGCUGGAGGGCUUUGUACAGAGGUGAGGCAGCCACCUUUUGAACCCCUCUCAAACAAAACCUGACCUCCAUUAAAAAUGUCACAGAAAAUACACGGUCUCUGAAGACCUCACAGUUUUCCUCUGUUUCGAUAACACUUGCACAGAAUAACAAUUGCGAAUCAUGUUUCUUCCAGACGGGGUCAUGAUGUUCUAAGGGACCAGCUGCCCUCCAAAGAGGAACAUGUGAUCCUGGUGCGUCUGUCUCCCCUGCAGAGGGCACUCUACACUGAGUUUAUGAACCGCUUCAGAGAGGCAGGAAACACCGGCUGGCUCAGUCUCAACCCACUGAAAGCUUUCUGUGUCUGCUGCAAGGUGAGGAAAAGGUUCUUUGGUUCUUUUAAAGACAUUAACCUAUAAUGGGUCUAAAGAAGCUGUGCAAUAAUGACCGUUUCUUGAUAAGUUCUUUUCUGUUAGAACAUCUACUACUUGUCAUUGCAAUCUAAUCUACCAGUAAAGGAUAGAUAUCAAAUAACUUCUGAAAAUGUCUAGAUCAGUUUGAACUCAAGCAGUCCUUGUAGCAAUUUGCUCAAGCUACAAACUUUUUCUGCCCCAACACAAACUCCCACAUACUUAUUUUACCUGGAAAGUUGAGGGGGGGUUCUUACUUCAAAGGGUUUUUCACUCUGCUGAUCUCCUGUUAUUCUUCAGAUUUGGAACCAUCCGGACGUGCUAUACGAGGCCUUACAAAAGGAAAACCUGGCAAGUGAUCAGGACUUAGACCUCGAUGACAUCACUUCUGCAGGUGCUGCCCGAUGUCCAACUGCACCCAAUCAAAAGUCAAAGCCAAUUGAGAAUCCAAACCCCAUUGGUGGACUGAGUCUCAACCAGCUGCAGGAGAAAGCCAAUCAGGUCAUCACUUAUGAAUGGGUAAGUGAUGCCAACAGAAACAGAUAAUGGCUUUUCUACAUUUAAAUCUGGUGUCAGUUCAGAGCCGCACACACUUUAUAAAAGGGGAUGCACAAACAGAAUAUCACACUUCCAUUAAUCAUCAGUACCAGAGUCUUAGAGAUGCACUUAGAGUGUGAAGUUAAACUUUUAGAUAGAAUUCACAGCUCUGGUGAUGACUUUUUUUUGGCUUUUUUUUUGGCUUGUCUGUGAUGCUGCUGUGACAAAAAAAUUUCCCCCAUGGGGGAUCAAUAAAGGAAUAUUCUAUUCUAUUCUAUUCUUCUCCUUUCUCAGAGGUGAAUGUCACUUCUUUUAGGUAGAGUGAAUGUAAAGGUGGCAGAAGUGAAGGUUAAUCCAAGUGUCUCUUCUCACAUCACCAGGCAAAGGAUAUCAUGUGUGACUACAAGCCUGGUAUCUUAGAGAACUCUGCAAAAAUGGUGCUCCUGUUUCACCUGAUAGAGGAGAGCGUCAGGAAAGGAGACAAACUCCUUGUCUUCAGGUAGAUGUGACAUGUUUUUCUCAGUCAUGUCAGUAAGCCCGAUAAAGCCAUUAUAUGCCGUAUUCACAUUGCUUAAGCUUUCUAACAUAUGUUUUAAUCUUCCUCCUGUAGUCAAAGUUUGUCCACACUGACGGUGAUCGAGGAAUUUUUGGCCAAGAGACCGGUGCCUCCUUCACCCAAUGCGCCCAGUAAGGACAAACCCAACCAGAACUGGGUCCGCAACCUAAACUAUUACAGUAAGUACCUUUUGAUGAGACUCGUUUUCUUGCAAAAUCUAUGAAUCAGCAAAUCAUCCAUCUAAAACAUCCAGAAACCUACUAUCAGGGCCAUGGAGGACAACAAGCAGACAUUGUAGCAGAUAGACAGGCUUGAAAGGUGCAGCUAAGCACAGUGGUGAAAAGAAAAGACUAAAGACUGGGCGGUAUGAAGAGCACCCUCUCUUUCUGUUCUUGUUAAAUACUAUGGUUGUAUUCACAUUGCUGUGGUAGUCCACUAGAACCCCUCCUCCCAUUCGCCUGCAAUGAGUGCUGCCAUCUGCUGGUGAAAUUGUGAAACCAUCCAGACUUGAAGAACUAGUUUUCCACAGCCAUAGAAAGAAACUCCCAGCAUUGAUCAAGUUUGCGUUUGUGGUAAUGAGUCAUUUUUAAACAUGUUUCUCUAGGUUUGGUUAACCAUCUCUGUGGGACAACUUUUUCAAGGUGGCUUACUUUGUCUACAAUGAAAACCAUGUCCACCAUUAUGCAGUUUUACAAUUUGGUAAACUUCUUUCAAACCUGUGGUUUCUGUAAACAUUUGUGUUGUUUUGUUUUAGCCACUGAUAAGAGCUGAAAGGUUAUCAACACCACAGGGACGAGGUGUCACAUGUGAAGUCAUGAGUCAUGACUGUUCCCAGAUUACACACAGUUCAAAGAUACCAAUAACUGAUAAACUGAUUAUAACUGAAAAUUACAGAGCGACAAACUGAAAGAAAAGGUUGGUUAGUAAGACUUUUCCUUCUGCUGUUGAAAGCCUUGAUUUAACCCAUAAUGGCUGUUUUACCUUUCAGGACUAGAUGGCAGUACAACAGCUUCAGAAAGAGAGAGACUGAUAAACCAGUUCAAUGACCCAUCCAACAGCUCAGCAUGGGUUUUCCUGCUGUCAACAAGGUAACACAAAAAAUAAAACAACAAGUCAGUGGAGAGAAAUAAUCAAGACUGAAAUGAACAACUACAUCAUGACCCUGAUUGCUCAUUUCUCUGGACUUCAGAGCGGGCUGUCUUGGUGUAAACCUGAUUGGUGCAAACCGUGUGGUGGUGUUUGAUGCCUCUUGGAACCCGUGCCAUGAUGCCCAGGCUGUGUGCCGCGUCUACCGCUAUGGUCAGAGGAAGCCCUGUCAUAUCUACAGACUGGUGUGUGACUUCACACUGGAGAAGAAAAUCUAUGAUCGCCAGAUUUCCAAGCAGGGCAUGUCAGGUGAGCUGGAAAAUGCAGUACUGAGCGUUAAUUUCCCUUCAUGACUACACAAAUAAAACACAUGCAGUUUAUGUUUUCUCUAAAACAGAAACAAAGAAGAAAAGUAACACAUCAGUCCAGACUCCUUUGUCUGAACACUCAGCAGACAGCCCCCUCAAAACUAAUGUAACAGCAAAGUUUAACCCAGCAACCCGAGCUCCUCUGCAAAGAGCUUUUGUCUGACAAACAAAAGUGUCUCAAGUGUUUUUUAUAAUCUGAGACUGAGGAGACAGAGAUACUGAAGGCACUUAUACCUGAAAGAGCUUGAGAAAAGAAGACUCUUUUUCCAUGUAACUCAUCUCAACCCUUAUUUCUGUCUCCUUCUCUAGAUCGUGUGGUGGAUGACCUGAACCCUGUGCUAACUUUCACCAGGAGAGAAGUGGAAUCUCUUCUUCACUUUGUAGAAGAGGAGCCGGACCCUGCUCAGGUCCAGCUGAAGCCUCAAGACAACAUGGAGGGCGUCCUCAGGAAGGCACUGCACAGUUUUCCUCACCUGAUAACCAAGGUAGAUAAACCCCCCCGGUGUUAAAGAGCAGCACAUGUAGAUGAUUCUGCAGGAUGUACUGUCUAACAGCCUGUUCGUUUGGAUCUUUUGAGGGUUUUCUGUUUUCUGUUAAGUGCUUGUAUUUAAAGUGAUUGACAGCUCUCUUCUAAUGAAUAUCUUACAAGCUCGGGCUGUUUGAAUGAAAUAGUCAAACGCUGUUGUGAUUACCUUCUAAAUCUACUUGUAGAAUUAAUGUGAGGUGAAAGCUGUGACAAGCAGCUGGAAUUACUCUCUACUUUGACUGUAUCCACUAUUUUAGAGAGCUCAUGCAGGUAGUCAGGGUUAGAUGUGGUGAGUCACCUCAUCAUUAAACCUGCAGGAUUCUCAGUGGAUGCGUUUCAACCUACACCCUCAAACCAAAAGCUCAAGUUACAUGGUUUAAGCCUAGGACAGAAACGAGCUUGGAUAUCUGGUACAUUGCUGCGUUUUCCGGGUUUUUAAUCAACCUUUUCCUCCUUCCAGCAACCAUUCCCUCACGAGUCCCUGCUGAUGGACCGCAGAGAGAUGAAGCUGAGCACUGCUGAGAAGAAAGCAGCAAAGAAAGGGUAUGAACUAGAGAAGAGGGCUUCUGUGCCAUACACUCGUCCUUCUUACGCUCACUACUAUCCUGCAAGCGACCAGAGCCUCACCAACAUCCCUGCCUUCAGUCAGAGGAACUGGUCAGUCCCUUUUACAUAAUCUUAGAAGACUUCAUACAGAACUGAUCAGCUGUCUCACACCCAACCCUGGUUUGUUAUUAACUAUAAAGAAAAUAAACUCUCCACUCAGGCGCCCACCUACUCGACCUGAAGAGAAGUCAGUAGCCAGUGUUAGGCCAGUCCAGUCAACUCCAGUUCCCAUGAUGGCCCGACAGGCAACUACAGGCUCGGCACCAGGGGGGGAUGCACCAGGAUCCAACCUGGGAGGUUUUCCCCUCAACUGUCUGCAAAAAGCUGGAGUGUUUGUGCAGAAGAUUGUCACCACUACUGGUAGGCAAACUGCACAUGGACCAAACUUUUGUCGACCUGUUUGAUUCUGUAGAUCCCCAUCAACACACCUGUUAAAAAUUCUCCUGAAUUACAAACAAUAAAAGUCCAAAAAGUCCUCAUGAUAUUUGCAAGGAAAAAAAAUGUUUCUAUCUUCUCAUGAUCUGUCCUCUCUCUUUUAGACAUAGUGAUUCCAGGGACAAACAGCUCAACAGAUGUCCAGGCCAGAAUCUCUGCUGGAGAGAGCAUCCACAUCAUCAGAGGCACUAAAGGUACAUUAGCAUGACCUGAUUAUUUAACUGUUGCUGCAUGACAAUAUUUGUUGGUUUGUUGUCGGCUGCUGAUAAAUAACUGUCCUACUUUAUCUUUCUUUUUCAGGGACUUACAUCCGGACAUCAGAUGGCCGAAUCUUUGCCAUCAGAGCUGCUAACAGGCCCAAGACUACAGAGGAUGGUACUUCUGCAGCGACCAAAGGUAGGAUCAUUCACAGCCAGAACUCUACUAAAAACACACACACCGGUGUUUUUGCAUGCAGACAUGUCUCAGAUGGGACAUUAGGUGAACAAAUUAGAAUUGUCAUGUAGAUAUUAUUUACUGAGUUAGUCCUAUGAUAUUUUUUUUCCAAUGUGACACAUAAAUUCAGAGUACAAAUGACUGAUGAGAAUACUAAAGGUGUGGAAAGUCUCAAAAUGUUGAGGUAAAUGUGUUUGAGUAAUCCCAGGAAAGGACUGUGGGCUGCUAUGAACAUGACAGCUACACAAAAUCCAUCCAAAAAACACUUACCUUUUCUUUUGUUGCUGGUUUUUUUUGGUUCCUUUCCAGGCUUUCCAGACCAAAACAUUUGACCUAUAAUUUGUCAUUUUAAAGAGAGAGAAUUGUGGUUUACUAAGUGACAACAACUUUAUAGCAUUGCAACAGUGUAGGAGGGCUCUGAAGUGCCAGUGGCUGGAAUGAAGCGUUCUAGAGAGAGGCUGAAAUGAGGGUUAUAAAAUCUGAGAUCAUAACAAAAACAAAUCUGAAUCAUGAAAAACCACUGCGAGAGCAGCUGUGGCUCAGCGGUAGAAUCAGUCCUCUCCCAUUUGGAAGGUUGGGGAUUCAAUCAUACUAAAGUGUCCUUGGGCAAGACACUUAACCCCACCUGUCUCUGCUAGCAAUAUAUAGUAGUGUGUGAAUGGAAUCAGUCAAAGACUGAUGGGCUCCAUACGUAGCAGCCUCUGCAGCCAUGUAGUGUGAAUGUGACAUGUGUUGUAAAAGCACUUUGAGUGGUCAGGAUAGAGAAAGCUCUACAGAAACAUAGUCCAUUCACCAUCUACUAACACAGACAUCAAAGGGGCAAUAUCGUAUAUCUUAUAUCUAAUAUCAAUAUCUUUAAUUAAAAGGCUUCAUUCUGUUCCAAAACACUUGAAUUUACACCUUCUGUCUUUUUUAGACUCCAUAGCCCUGCCAGAGGAUAUGUCAACCAAUGGAGGUAACAGUUGUCUGUCGCCAGACAGGAAGCUGCAGGCCAACUCCACAACUUUGCCCCGCCCUCUAUCACCAGACAGCCCAGAGAUCAUCAGCGAGUUGCAGCGCUACACAAGUAGCACAGCUGGAGCUCAAACAGCAAAGGGGGCAGUAGAGAACAGCCUGACUUCCUCCAAGCUUGUUCAGACAAACAGCGGCAGUGGCAACGUCAUCCAACCCAAAAUGGACGCUACUGCAGCCCAAGACAUGAGAGCAGGCACCAAGCGCAAAGCCUCCACCCCAUCCCAGGAGGAGCGGCCCAUUAAGCAGCCACUGACAGGCAAACACUCCUCAGCUCCUCCGCAAGGCUUUCCCUUCAGUGGAGGAUACGGCCUUCCCCCUUUGGGCCUCAACUCGGCCAUGCUGGGUGGCUCACUGGGGCACUCACUCUUCAUGGGGGCUGGCUCGCCUUAUUUCCAGCCUCCAAACAGUCAAUUGAGUGAUCCCAGCUGCAUCUAUCCAGAUCUGUUCGGCUUUGGUGGAGCCAGUGCAGUCCCCACCUCUUCUUGCUCCACGGCUUCAACUACAAGCACUGCUACUGCCACCGCCUCUUCCUCAUCAUUGUCAACCUCUGCUUCAAUCAAAGCUGCAGCUUCAGUUCCAGGAGCCCUCCCACCUUUCAUGCUCAGCCCCAGUAUGGCAGGCAUGGCUGGGAUGCUCCACCCAGGAUUCCCUCUCUCCUACAACCAGUCUUUGGCGAGUCUCUACGCGGGUUCUAUGCUUCCAGGUGGGCUGCCAGGUCCAGCUGCUACUCCUGGUCCAGCUGGAGCCAGUUUCCUCUCUCAGUACCCUCCAACCACUGCCUCCAGCUCCUCCUCUUCAUCUCCCUCCUCCUUCUCCCCCACAGCACGGUCAGAGGGUAACCUGGGCCCUGUGCUGGUUAAUGGCGGGAAUGUUAGCAGCUCCAGCAGCUCUGACGACGACGAUGACGUAAUUGAAGUCAGUGGACAGUGACAGAUGAUGUAUGUGGUUGUUUGAGCAAGCUUGAAUUGAUGUAAUUGUCAUAGAGAUAGGAUGAGAUCCUAUUUGCCAGGAUGCAGGCUUUAGAGCGCCUGUGGCCGAGACCAUGAGGGAAACGGACUGAAAUUAAAGAUAACGGAUGACAACUGAGCCCAUGCUAACGGGUUUCUUUCUGCCUCAGAGAAACAGGCUGAGUGGAUCGAAGAAAAAUGUGACAAGUCUUUAAGCUGAAAAUCAGAAGAUGAAUCCUGAGAAAGAAAAACCCAGACGGAAGAGGAAAAUCUGCGGACUUUGGGCUUACAAGAUUGAGUCCAAAACUAGCAUUGAUAUCCUGACCACUGGACUAGGUACUGCUGAGGGUGGGCUCGCAGUGGCCAUAAAUGGCCACUAGUUGUCCUGUUGACGUUAGAGAUUUUAGUUGUGCAGCUUUGCUCGAUGUUGAGACUUGCUUUUUUCAGCUAAUCAAAAUGAUGAUUAUAGAGGAAAUUUUCUCAAAAAAGGUUUGAUAAUUAAGGUAGCUGGUAGUAACAUUUGUUGAAUAUCAGUAACUGAAAUGGUUUUGUUUGUCAUUUGUCAAAUAUUGCUACUGAAUUCUUCUUUAAAUGGAAAAAGAAAUAGUGAAAAGAUCUUACCAAUCUUUAGGAAGCAUUUCUGUUUGACUCAGUAAUUCACUGCCAGAGCAGGGGGUUUGUUUGUCUUUGUUCUUGAAGAAAAUCUAAUCAAAGAACAAGAUCAUCUUGAGUUAAUGAAGACGAUGUUGAGGCUGGUUGAGGACGGGAUUAAAGACAAUUACUGAAACCUUAAAAACUCAAAAGACAGAAUGUAUUCUUAAUCAAAUGCCUUGAAACCAGGCCUUUUUGAAACGACUCCUUCUGUUCAGGCAUCCGAUGUGGGAAGAUGUGAUUUUUCUGUAUUUUUGUGUGUGUAUGUCUUUUAUAUUUAUGUAUUCUCUUUUACUUUUUAAAAGAAAAAUCAUUGCCUAAAAGACAGCCAGGUGAAAAUGAGAAAAAAACUGUGUUCUAGUGAGGUUUCCUCCUCGUAGCGGAGAAACAACCAACAGAAAAUGCCUUUUUGCCUCCAUCUUUCUGAAUGUGAACUGUAGGAGAGGAUAGGUGAAGAGAGACAGGCACUCACAGCGGCUCUCUGAAUCUCACCCACAGUCUUACUGUAGCCUCGCGAAAAACGAUGCAAAACACUCAAGCCUAUAUAUGUGUUUGUACAACCCCAGAAGAAUUAAGCUCGCAACCCUGAGUGGUGGUGGUUACGCUGGUGUCGUUACUGUGUUCGUAUCUGUGUGUCGUGUUCUUUAGGGUUACAAAAGGAAUCGCUGAAAAACAACUGAACUUGAUUUACCCGGUUUGGAAACUUGUUCUAAAAACAACAGAUUCCACCUCUUCUUGUGUUUUAUUUUUUCUCUUACCCAUCUCAUUUUGUGAACAGAGGUCAUUGUGAAACCAAACUGACUUUAAUUUUGGAGAGAUGGUGUGGCUUUGUUAAAACAAGAAACGCAGAAGCACAUCAAAACCUCCGCCGAAGAGGAUUGUGUCUCAAGAGACCAAAUAAUGUUGACAAUGAUGUAGAGAGGAAUUCAAAUCCUCCACAGAAACACUCUCUGCAGCAUCCUCACAGUCAACACCUACAUAUCCACCCCUCUGUAUGACCUGACAGGUAACACUGUACACUGUACUGCACUGUAUAAGAGACACUAAUCUGUAUCUGUCUGUAGACCGUCUGGAAGCUGGAAAGCUUCAUCAUGUGACCAAGAUACUUUCAGAUGAACAUGAACCAUAGUUCUGCUGUCCCCAUCAAUCCUCUCUGAUCACACAAACCCUUCACUCUGGUCCCAGAGUAGAAAAUCUUCUCCUCCAAAAUGGCUUCAGUGAGAGCUUUAAAAAAAAAAGCACCAGCUCUUGUGUUUGGAAAGAAACAUGGUCAAGAAAAGACAAAAGACGAAGCAUUUCCUUUUCUCUCACUUCCUUUUAUUUGUUCUUCAUACAGAAAUUGUUAGUUUACUCAUGUUUUUUCUUUUUUUUUUCUCUCUUUUUACAAUGUUUGAAUUUACCAAAUUAAUUUAUUUAUGACGGUGCAUAUUUAUUCAUUUUUAUUUUUGUACUAUGUUCAUUUUUUGUUUCCUUUUGUUGCUUUUCUUUAUCUUGUAAGUUUUUUUAUGAUCAUAUUACUGUUGUUGUUACCACAGAUCGUAACAUUUUCUGUUUGUCUUUUUGUACUGAGAGAACUGAUGAUCUGCCGAUCUGACCCGAGCAUGUGAACUUGUGCAGAACUUGCAUGUGGACCAACUAAAUAGUGCAUACUGUGCAAACAACUAGACUAGCAUAUUUAAGAUGUAAAGUAUAACAACUCUGAUCAGCUCUCGAUUGUAAGAAACCCAGACAAAAGCAUUAGAGACACAGUGAUGUUUACUGUGUUACGAGCUGUGAUAAACAUUUCUCAGACUCGUCUAUCAUCCUGCCUGUUCACGAGUUUUUUCACAUACACACAAAAACAAAAUUCUAAGUACAUUUUCUAAAUGACAUGAUCCUUUCUUUGCAUGUAAAUAAUGCUAAUUCACAAGCACUGGUCAGAAACUGAGGCAGCCCAAGCAUGCAGAAGUUGAAAAGAAAGAUAAAGUGAAAUUAAGUGCUUCUUUUUCCUCUUUGAAUUUUCUUUGUGUAUUAUCAUAUCAUCAAAAAUGUCCAUCUGUGUCAUCCCUGUGACAGCAAGCGAGUGAGUUCCUCAAUGUUGAACUGUUUGGUCGUCAGCUCGGAGUUUGCUGCGCUGACUGACUCAUAUUUCACAGCUUUCUACUUGAAUUUACAUAUUUAUUUAUGAAAAAUUGAUCGGGUCAGGCAAGAUGAACUGACCAUCUCCUGUUCCAUUUUAGCCGAGGAGAAGAUUAAAGCUGCUGUCUUUGAGGAUUGGCUGUGUUCAUAGCCUGUUGUGUAGUUUAUGGAUGGACAAUGUUUAUGACCUUGAAUUACUUUUAGAUCAUUUUUUGUUCGUUUUUUGAAGUUUGUAAAUAAAAAGAAACAUGUUCUAAAUAAUACCUUUCCUAAUUUAUUUACAGCAACAGUAGCAGAGGUAGUGCCUACUACCCCCCCCCCCCCACACACACACACACACACACACACACACACACACACACACACACACACACUUAAACACAUUCAAGCACAUGUAGUUAAGAAUAACUGAAAACUUCACCAACAGUUCACCUUUUCCCCCAACAAUCACAUUUGAUGCAAUAUGAGCAGUGUAAUUUACAGAUCAUUUUUGUGUUUGUUUUGAGGUGACUACACUUUGCAUGCCUACUGUCUAUAAAUUUAAGUAUAGUGAACAAUGUGGCUUAAGAAUCAGACUCUCAGUAGAAUCACUGGGCUUUAAGAAAAAGAUGUAGCAAGAAACCCUGAGAUAGAAACGAGCAAUGUAAUUAUAUGUCUGCAGAAGAGUUAAUGGUCUAUUUGGGAAAAAAUGACCUGGUUUUCACCAUCUUUGAGUCCUAAAACAAAUUAAAUCAGACAAGUCUUCAGAGGGACAAAAAAGAUCAUUUUUUGUGUUUAUAGACUUUAAAAUAAUACAUGCAAGUUGCAUUAACAUCUGCAGAGGUACUCAAUAAAAACAUCAAUAUGUGGGUGUAAAUGGCAUUUUCGUUUUGACCCCCUAAAAAAGUGAAUCUGCAAAGAAAAUAACCAAAGCAAUAAAGGUUCGCUGAGUAUUUGAAGCCUCUAAAGGUAAAAGCAAAAAUAUGCAGCACCUGUUGAAGAUAAGCUGUUGAGUUUCUGAACUACAAUCAUUCAGCUGAGAAAAACACACAAAAUGAAUCAAAAAUGAGGAAAAAAAGAAGAAAAAUAAGAAUUCCCUAUUCACAGCAGAAUCAGGUAAAAUCAAAAUACCAGACCUGAAGUGGGUUGUUGCCCCCUGUUAACGUAUUUGCAUCAUGAUCAUCAUCACAGGUUUUGGUACAUCAAGUACUUAUGGUUCCGUAUUUCAUGAUUUGGUAUAUUUUGUUAUCUUGUACUAGUUUUUAACACAUAGUGAAACACAGGUUUUGGGUUACUGACCCACUUCUCGUGUCCCACUUAGAUAAUUGAUUUUCCUGUACAAGCGUUUUGACUUUGGCAGAUUUUUACAUUCCACGUUUGAAUUGUCACAUUUUGAUUUCAGAGCAAACAGCAAAAAUGUCACUUUUUAAUUAAUCAUGAAAAUCCAACAGCCUUAAUUUUAUUUUUUUUUACAAUAGGGUUAGGUCUUAAAGUUGAUGAUGGUGAUAACUUAGUGAGAUCAUGGGCCUUUAUUAUCAGUGAGAGGGUGAAAUGUCCAGGGUUACAAAGAGCAAUUAGUGUCAUGUUUUUAAUGCCCUUCAAACUAAAGUUUGGUUUGGUUUUGUGGAGAAUGGGUAUCUUAACUAAUUUUGCCAUAUCUCAUUUACAUGGAACUUGAAAUGCAAAACCUGGCAACUACUUUUUGUUUGUAUGUACUGUUCAUAACCUUGUUUCUAAUUUACCAGUCACACUGACUGAAAGUAAGAAUUAUAACCACGGUUUUAGGACUAAAUUGUGCCUCUGAAUCAAUUAUGUAUAAAACAGAUUAUUUUAAAUUAUCCUCCACAGCCAGAAAAACAACAUGGCUGCUGGUCUCAACUUCAGCAGAAUAGAGCUGGGACAUACAAUUUUAGAGUGCAUGAAUCUUCAAAGUUAAAUAUAACAGUGUAAUGACUGAAGGUGUAGUAUGUGAGUCUUCACAGCAUGUACCAUGAAGCACAAUGGAUAUCAUGUCUUUUUUUUUAUUUUUUAUUUUUUAUGAAAUGGUACCUGUGAUUGUAAUCUGUUUCUGUAAACUGUAAAUGAAAAUUGCUGUUGUAAUCUAUGUCCUUCAUCUUUGUAACAACUUAUUUGUAUGGGGUUUGUCUUUUUUUUUAAUGUGAUGUAGAUUUGGUCGUUCCAAAUAAAAUGAAUGCAUAUGUGUGA